AUGAAGAAAACGAAGGUAAACCCAGAAGACGAGAUAACUCUUGGCAAAAUGACUCCAAAGCCAAGUCUACAAGAUGCUUAUCAGGGAAACUUUUUUGAUGUGUUUCGAGACUCCGACUACAAGGACUAUGUUUUAGUGGCUGGCGGUAUAAUUUUGAGUGCUUUAAAUGGAGCUUUAGUGCCAUUUAACAGUUUGAUCUUUGAAGGAAUUGCAAACGCCUUGAUGGAAGGAGAAGCACAAUAUCAGAAUGGUACUUUGAAUAUGCCUUGGUUCAGUUCAGAAAUCAAAUUCUUCUGUCUCCGGUACUUUUAUCUCGGUUUAGCACUAUUCCUUUGCUCUUAUUGUGCGAAUGCCUGUUUGUAUUCAUUAUGCGAACGACGCUUGCAUUGCAUUAGAAAGCAUUAUCUAAAGUCAGUUCUUCGACAAGAUGCUAAGUGGUUUGACGAGCACACCAUUGGAGGGCUCACUCAAAAAAUGAGUAGCGGAAUCGAGAGAAUAAAAGACGGAAUUGGAGACAAAAUUGGUGUGCUUGUUGGUGGAGUAGCUACUUUCAUUAGUGGAGUAUCAAUUGGGUUCUACAUGUGUUGGCAACUGACUCUUGUCAUGAUGAUUGCUGUCCCAUUACAACUUGGAUCGAUGUACUUGUCUGCAAAGCAUCUUAAUCGUGCUACGAAGAACGAAAUGUCCGCUUACUCGAAUGCCGGUGGAAUGGCUAAUGAAGUGAUUGCUGGUAUUAGAACUGUUAUGGCAUUCAAUGCGCAACCUUUUGAAAUCAAUAGAUAUUCACAUCAAUUAGGCGAGGCCAGAAGAAUGGGUAUACGAAAAGCUGUGAUUCUCGCUAUUUGCACUGCUUUUCCAUUGAUGCUUGUUUUCAUCUGUAUGGCAGUUGCAUUUUGGUAUGGAGCCACAUUAGCAGCAUCGGGUGCAGUGUCAUCAGGAGCAGUAUUUGCUGUUUUCUGGGCGGUUCUCAUCGGAACAAGACGCCUUGGAGAGGCAGCACCACAUAUGGGAGCAAUCACUGGAGCAAGACUUGCUAUUCAUGACAUCUUCAAAGUAAUUGAUCACGAACCAGAAAUCAAAUGUACCUCGAAUGAGGGAAAAAUACCGAAUAAGAUCCAAGGAAAACUGAAUUUUGAUGCAGUUGAAUUCACUUAUCCAACACGUCCAGAGCUCAAGAUUCUGAAAGGUGUCUCAUUUGAAGUGAACCCAGGAGAAACAGUUGCAUUGGUUGGACACUCAGGAUGUGGCAAAUCGACAAGUAUUGGUCUUUUGAUGAGAUUUUACAAUCAGUGUGCUGGAUCGAUCAAACUCGACGGAGUUCCAAUCCAAGAAUAUAAUAUUCGUUGGCUCCGUAGCACAAUCGGAAUUGUACAACAAGAACCAAUCAUUUUCGUGGCUACUGUAGCUGAAAACAUCAGAAUGGGAGAUGACUUGAUCACAGAUGAUGAUAUCGAGGAGGCGUGUAAAAUGGCAAAUGCUCAUGAAUUCAUUUGUAAACUUAGUGAUCGGUAUAACACUGUAAUUGGAGCUGGAGCUGUACAACUCUCCGGAGGCCAAAAACAACGUGUUGCAAUUGCAAGAGCUAUUGUUAGAAGACCACAAAUUCUUCUUCUGGAUGAAGCUACAAGUGCUUUGGAUACUGAAAGUGAACGAAUGGUGCAAGCGGCUCUAGACAAGGCAUCACAAGGAAGGACAACAUUGUGCAUUGCUCAUCGUUUGAGUACCAUUAGAAACGCAAGCAAGAUUUUAGUGUUUGACCAAGGAUUGAUUGCUGAGAGGGGUACUCAUGAUGAGUUGAUUGCUAAAGAAGACAGCAUCUACUCUAAUAUGGUCAGGGCACAAGAGAUCGAACGAGCUAAAGAAGAUACAACCUUAGAUGAUGAGGAAGAUGAGAAGGACCACCGACUAUUCCAUCGGGAUUCGGUGACUUCAGAUGAGGAGCGCGAGCAACAGCAGAGUCUGGCACGAGACUCGACUCGUCUCCGGCAAAGUAUGAUCAGUACAACCACACAAGUGCCGGAAUGGGAAAUUGAAAGUGCACGAGAAGAAAUGAUUGAAGAAGGUGCCAUGGAGGCAUCACUAGUGGAUAUCUUCAAAUAUUCAUCGCCAGAAAUGCGAAAUGUAGCAAUUGCCCUUGUUUUCACUUUCAUUCGUGGAUUGACAUGGCCAGCAUUUUCAAUUGUCUACGGACAGUUAUUCAGAAUUCUAUCAGCUGGUGGAGAUGAUGUUUCUAGCAAAGCACUUCUCAACUCACUAUGGUUUAUUCUUCUGGCAUUUACCUCCGGUAUCAGUACUCUUGUCUCUGGCGGACUUUUAGGAAAAGCUGGAGAAACCAUGUCUGGACGCCUCAGGAUGGAUGUUUUCAGAAAUAUCAUGCAACAAGAUGCCAGUUACUUUGAUGAUCCAAAACACAAUGUCGGUAGUUUGACAUCUCGCUUGGCUACCGAUGCUCCAAAUGUGCAAGCUGCAAUUGAUCAGCGUCUUGCUGAAGUGCUAACUGGCGUGGUUUCACUAUUUGCAGGAGUAGGCGUUGCGUUUUAUUACGGAUGGAAUAUGGCGCCAAUCGGAUUAGCAACUGCUCUCUUGCUGGUUGUUGUUCAAAGUGGAGUCGCUCAAUAUCUCAAAUUCAGAGGUCAGAAAGAUAUGGAUUCUGCUAUAGAAGCUAGUAGACUGGUUACUGAAUCUAUCUCGAACUGGAAGACAGUCCAAGCCCUGACAAAACAAGAAUACAUGUAUGAUUCCUUCACAGCUGCCUCCAAAUCACCACACAGAAGAGCCAUCGUUCGUGGUCUUUGGCAGUCACUUUCAUUCGCUUUGGCUGGAAGUUUUGUCAUGUGGAACUUUGCAAUUGCUUAUAUGUUUGGACUCUGGUUGAUCACAAAUGGAUGGAGUACGCCGUAUACUAUUUUCCAGGUUAUCGAAGCAUUGAACAUGGCAUCAAUGAGUGUGAUGCUAGCUGCUUCCUACUUCCCAGAAUACGUCAGAGCUAGAAUCUCAGCUGGUAUCAUGUUCACUAUGAUUCGCCAACGAUCCGUUAUUGACAACCGUGGAAUCACGGGUGAUACCCCACCGAUUCGUGGUAACAUCCUCUUGCGUGGAGUCUACUUUGCAUAUCCAAAUCGUCGCCGUCAAUUGGUACUUGAUGGGUUCAACAUGUCUGCCAACUUCGGUCAAACUGUUGCCCUUGUGGGACCAUCCGGAUGCGGGAAGAGUACAACCAUUCAACUCAUUGAACGAUACUAUGAUGCAUUGUGUGGAACAAUCAGAGUGGAUGACAGUGAUAUCCGUGAUAUAUCUGUGAAACAUCUCCGAGACAACAUAGCUCUUGUCGGGCAAGAACCAACACUUUUCAAUUUGUCGAUCAGGGAUAAUAUCACGUAUGGAUUGGAAAACAUCACUCAAGAUCAAAUUGAGAAAGCGGCUACACUGGCAAACAUUCAUACUUUUGUGAUGGGCCUGCCGGAAGGAUAUGAUACAUCUGUUGGACAAUCUGGUGGAAGACUUUCUGGUGGCCAGAAACAGAGAAUUGCCAUUGCAAGAGCUAUUGUCAGAGAUCCGAAAAUUCUACUUCUGGACGAGGCAACAUCCGCAUUAGACACAGAAAGUGAGAAGAUCGUUCAAGAAGCUCUUGAUAAAGCUAGACUUGGGAGAACUUGUAUUGUAAUUGCUCAUCGUCUUUCAACCAUUCAAAAUGCCGACAAAAUUAUUGUAUGCCGUAACGGAAAAGCUAUUGAAGAAGGAACCCAUCAGACUCUUCUAGCCAGACGUGGACUUUACUACAGAUUAGUUGAGAAGCAAUCGACGUAA
Molecule: messenger RNA, 3807 nt
Organism: Caenorhabditis remanei
Lineage: Eukaryota; Metazoa; Nematoda; Chromadorea; Rhabditida; Rhabditidae
Exons: 17
Coding region: 1-3807 (1268 amino acids)
Biological process (GO): transmembrane transport
Cellular component (GO): membrane
Molecular function (GO): ABC-type transporter activity; ATP binding; ATP hydrolysis activity
Source: RefSeq, a predicted model, not a curated record